GAUCGGUCUAAGGACAGCUGGGAGAACGCACUUGAAGGGGGAUGCUCGGAAACGGUGUAUGAGCGCGCUCGCACAAGGGUGAAAGGCCAUCCAGGCAGCUUGCGGCAUGACGAAAUACUGGUUGAACGUAGCCCUUCUCAGGGUUGUUCUACCAGUUAUCUUAGCCGGAUGCACGAUAUGGCGCCCAACGGGAUUGUCGAUCGUCUAUCUGGGACUGAUGCUUUACUCUCCGAUGGUCCCAAUACCGCACAAAACCAUGACAGGCCACACGGGAAUAUACCUGAAGAUUUGCAUUUGCUUAGCCUUUCUUGUAGUCAUAUCUCAGAUCACCUUUCACAUUGUUCUUUUGUCACUACCACCUUACGGAUACUUUCUACAAAACUGCGAAUUUAUAGAGAAGCUCAUCAGACACAUAGGCUUUGUCAGAUUAGAUAGCGCAUCUGUGUGGGAAGUAUUUUAUUGGCUGUCGCCAGAAUUCAUAGUCUUACCCACGGUACUCGUCAUAUAUUUCAUAUCUCGUUUCCUUACACAAAGGCGUGUUAACGAUGAGGAGGAUGCAACUGCUCUUCACCAGGAAAAUAAUUCUCAGCAACAAAAAACGGACGACAAUACCACGAAGAUAAUUAAUUUCCUGGGAAGUAUCGGUACCUACGUGGUCUUGGCGUCACUAUGCUGUGUCGCGGCCUUGAAGCCAUCGAUAGAGGCGGCUUUCUACUUCCUGGUGUUUCUUGGCGCCGCUACGUGCUGGGCAUGCAACAAAGAACUGCGGAAAGGAUUUGCCGUGAUCUGCAGGAUCAUCAUGGUCAUCGUGAUCGUUCACAUCGUAGUGUUGCUCGCUUACCAGAACGAAUGGCCGCAGGAAAUCAUUCCAGUAUCUGGCACCUGGUCGCGUUAUUUCGCCCUGACUGCGGUUUAUCACACCAACUGCAGCGAUCCAAGAAACGUGGAGUACACAGAUGAUGCAGAUUGGUUGAUUUACGGAUAUGCUUUAAGAUUGUUCUGGCUGUACUACAUCCUCGCAUUGCAGUCGCAAUUUCUCUGUAGAAAACCGGCGUUACAGGCGAAGGAAGCGAAACGAUUAAGCGGCAGACUGGAGACUUUGGACACUCCAUUGUCCAGACACGUGUCUAUCAGGCGCAGGACACCUUCCCAAAGAUGGCAAUCAGCGCGACGUAAGGCUCGCUUGAUGCGAUUUGGAUCUGGAAGAACGGGUCUUCUUCAGGAUUCCGCUACCGGAAGUAUCAUCGUCAAUCAGGAUGGCCAACCGGACGAUAACAUACAAAUGCAGAGUCUCAGCGAAGGAACUCCUGACGAAACCCCGGGCAUCGUUGAACAAAUAGUUAUGGCCGUUUACUCCAUUUUCCAGUUAAUAGUGAACUCAUCGUAUCUUGCUACAAAUAUAAUAAUGAUGACGUGGAGCAUAAUGUAUCACAGUUGGACAACAUUCGUCCUGCUUCUGUGGGCGUUAAUUCUAUGGAUGGUUCCCAACAAACGUGCUUCCAUGAUGAAGUGCUCUCCCUUCAUCGUGUUCUAUGCGACGCUCUUGCUUCUCGGACAAUACGUAUACAGCAUGGAUCUGAACGAUGAAGAGUUGCCGAGGGUAAUAAGCGGCAUAAAGAUAUCUGAAAUCGGUUUCAGCAAAGCCGACGAGCUCGGCCGCUGGCAUCUUAUAGUUAAGUGCUUAUUUAUAUCAAUGUUCUGGAUCACUAUGAGGCAAUACAUGACGGAACGAAAGCAACAGCGGCGAUCUUCCGCUCUGCGGGACAUGGUAGCGCCGUUACACGUGUCUGUCUCGACGGCUACGACCGCCAUGAAUCACGAGGCACCGGAAAUCAAGAGCAAAUUUAUGCAAGACGUCGGGAAACUGUUGCAUGACCUGUUGACGAGAUUCUGGAUUGCCGUGGUAGCAAUCAUGCUGUUCAUCUGCGGCAUCACGGGCGAACGCAUGACUAUGUUCAGAAUCGUUUAUAUGUCGCUAUUCCUCAUCUUCGUCAUUACAUUCCAGAUAUCCUGGACAGCAUGGAGAAGAAUGAUGUAUAUAUUUUGGAUAACUGUCAUUGGAUAUUCGAUCAUCAUGCUGAUCCUCGUCUAUACCUACCAGUUUCAGAAUUUCCCGAAAUAUUGGGAGUACAUCGGUGUAGAUCAAGAUUUACAAAUGGAUAUUGGAUUGGAGACUUACGAGAUCAAAGACCUGUUUGUGAGAUUGUUGACACCAACAUGCUUCGUUAUCAUCACAGUACUUCAGAUUCAUUAUUUCCACAAGGAUUUUCUUGCAGUCACCAAUAUUGAUAGAUUAGGACCCGAUAACUUAUAUAAUCGCGCCAGCCUAGGAUAUUCUCCUAGCUUAAAUAUUCCAGUAUCUUCGCCAGCCGAUGUUACUCUCACCGAGGACGAGAAACACACGAUGUAUACAUUGAAACAAUUGAAACAUAUGUCAAAAUUAGAAAGAAUUGCGCUGUUACGGAAAGUGACAAAGCAUGUUGUUAAUUUUUACAAUUAUAUUUGGCUCUUUCUUGAAAUACACAUGCAGAAAAUUGUAUUUAUAUCAUUCGUUCUUCUGUGCAUCAACGACGUGUGCGCAAUAAAUUUCCUUUUCAUCGUCGCCGUAGUCAUAAUGAUUAACUUUGAAAGAAAUAUACAGAUAAAAUCGAUUAACGCGAUGGCCGCGGUAGUGUCGCUUCUAAUGGUCGCCAAGAUGUUGUAUCAAAUUAAAUACAUUAAUCAUGACAACUACAACGUCAAUUGCACUAUCAUUGAGGAUCAUCAGCAGUACGCAAGUAACAACACUGUCUACAAUAUAGCCGAAUGGUUUGGAAUGCGAAAGGCAGGCCCGGGUAUGCUUCCAGACCUGCUGAAAGGCUACAUUGGCAUCGUUACUGUGACGACUGCCAGAAAAAUCAUCAGAAUCCGUCAAUGGUUCUAUCGUCACCAUAAAGGAGAAUCAUUGAACACUCCUCAAAUAAUGUUCCCAACCAUCACCAGAAUGGAUGCUGAUAAGGGAAUACCGGAGUGUUUACAGUUCCUCUUCAACUACGGUUUCUAUAAAUUCGGCCUGGAAAUGUGCUUCAUUGGAAUCGUCACUCUAAUCGGCACGCGAUUAGACUUUUACUCCGUUUUGUACAGCAUAUGGCUGCUAUUAUUUUUCUCGUUAAAAAGAAAAACUGUGGCACGAAUUUGGCCGUGUUUCCGAGUUUUCGCCAUAGUUCUUCUACCGAUCCAGUAUGCUAUUGUUGUGGCCCCACCUUCGUGGCUCUGUAUAGAUUAUCCCUGGAACAAAUCUGAAGUAAUGAGAAGGUUGCAGGAAUGGAUGUAUCUUCCCGAUCCGGAUUUUCCACCUAAUUCUAGAAAGCUGAUUUGUGACUUUAUCUUACUAAUGAUGAUCGUGCGACAAAGUCUAGUCUUUUACAUUGAACAACAACAUUUGCAAUCUGGCAAUGAGUUUGUGGCUGGCCACAACUAUUCCGUUUUCCAAGAUAUGGAAAAACCGAAUUUUGUGAAUCCUGUCAAGGAUUACGUGUCGCACAUUCACUCAUGGUUGGAUGUAGUUAAACGUGCCAGCAUGAUGAGUCUCAUGUGGGUGACUUUGUCGAUCAUGUUCCUGGCUGGAACGAAAAGAACGAACCUCUUUUCGCUCGGUUAUCUGAUAGGAGCAUUUAUAUUCCUCUGGCAAGGAAGCGACUUUUACUUGAGACCAAUGAGGACUAUUUUAAAAUCGUGGAACAUGUUGAUUGGGUACAGCGUUGUUGUAAUUUUUUCAAAAGCUCUUCUUCAAGGUGUGGGUUGUGUCCUCAUUAAAGACCUCGAACAUUCAGUCUGCUGGCUGGUGCAAUUACUGGGUAUCGCGUGCCUGAAAAAGUUCAAGAGUUCCAGCGAGAUAAUGUUGGACCCUGCCAAGUGUAAUGUCACCAGCGAAGACAUCGGCAUGGUCUGGGACGGAUUAUGUUUCGCCUUCCUCUUGAUACAGAAACGACUUUUCAAGAGCUACUACUUCUUCCAUAUAGUGGACGAAACGAAAGCCAUGAGCAUUCUAGCGUCCCGUGGCGCGGAGCUGCUCGAAGAACUGCAUCAGAAACGUAUAGAAAUCCAAGAGAAUGUGGAGAAAACCGUUUUAGAAAAGUUGAAGUAUAAGAUGGACAAGAUCAAAGCUAAUCAAGAGAAAAUACAGGGACCAUCUUACAGAGAACCCCAGACUCACAAAAUCGAUGAACUAUAUCCAGGAACACGGCCAUUGUACAAAAUUCGUCCACCGAAGACCAACAGAGAGGCGAUCAGAUCCGGCGAUUACUACAUGUUUGAUGAUCUGGAUGACGACGACGUCACUGAUCUCAUUUGCGACAGCGAUAUUGAAAAGAAGGAAAAGGAACUCCGCCGCGAGCAAGAACGGCAAGGAAGAAGAAUGACUGUUUCGGAACUGAUGAACACGCUGAUUAAGACAGACAUUGAGAUCGCGACGCAUGUCGCCAUGUACGGAGGAACCGAAAAGGAUGCCCUGAGACUCCGACGUAGAAGUGUACCCCUGACACGGAAGAAAUCGUCCAUGUCCUAUCUGAGCGCUCGCUCCGAGACCGACACUGCCAUGGCCACCGAUGGCCCCGAUCGUACGAGUCUCACGUCGGUAGAAAUGGAAACGGAGGAGAAAGAUGCUACAGACUUGGCAAAAACACCAGAGCUAUCGGACGCGGAAGAAGAGAAAGAUAAGACGAGCGACAAGCAGGAAGAAGAAAAGAAGAAAGUCUCGCUCUUCACGUACUUCAAGUUCGUCUUGGUGAUGAUUAAUAGCACUCUAAUUUCGAUGACAAAAUACCUCAAUCGAUUCUCCCACGACUACAGAUAUAUCCGCAAGGUUUUAGCGAAAGAAAAAAAGAUCCUGAAGGCAAAACCGGAUUUUAAAAUGGGAAUGCGAUUAGGAAUUAACCAAAUGUGGCAGCCGAUACCUCUCAUGCAGGAGCGAUCAGCUACAAACGGCAAUAACGAAGAACAGUAUGAUCCUGGAGAAGGUCCUAGCCAACCACUCCAGCAAGAUGAGAGGAAGGGAAGCUCGCUGGCAGUGCCGCACAUCCGAAUUCUGGCGCCGAGUUUGGAGCGAGGAUUGGACAUGUCCUCCUCCAGCACACUUUCCUCGCAAGCCUUGGCAAUCCCACAAGACGAAGAAACUGGAGAACUCUCAGAAGUGGACCAGCCACCCAUCAUACAGCUGGCAGCGUCUAUCUGGUUCGGAAUUUUGGCACAUUCCAGUUUGCUUUGUUACUUUAUGGUAUUUCUUCAUCAAAUUAAGAAUGCAUCUGUGCUCUCAACACCAUUGCCGCUCAUGGUGUUCUUAUGGGGUUCUUUAACGAUCCCGCGACCCUCCAAAACCUUCUGGGUAACAAUGAUCGCAUACAUCGAGGCCAUAGUCAUAAUAAAAUGUAUUUUCCAACUGGAAAUGAUUCCCUGGAAUCAGAAACCUCCAAAGAGCCAUCCAUUAUAUGAGCCGAGGAUUAUUGGUAUCCUAAAAAGACCUAAUUACGCUCUCUGGGAUUUAUUAUUGCUCCUUAUAUUAUUCUUCCAUAGAUUUAUGCUAAAAUCUUUGGGGCAAUGGACAGGUGCAUUUUCAAAACCACGGAAAAUUAUUGCUUCCGAGUUACCUGCGAUGCCGUCAAAGUCACCAUCUUCAGAAACCAAAGAACAAGAAGAGCCCGACAUACCGGAAGAAAGCGAUUCUCAUGUAGAGGAAAAAGAAUCUCAAAGGCGAUCUUCGAGCGUCCAUGUAUCGGGUGACACAGAUAGUACUCUGCCCAUGACAGAUGAGAACAAGAAGCUCAUGGCAGUACAAGGACAAGAGCAUCCCGGCAGUAAAUCAUUUUCUAACACGAUGAGUACUGCAGUCACUAAACUCGCCGAAUCAAUGAAAAACUUCUUUAGAAGAAUUAUUGAUCCAGCCGGCAAAGAGAAAACAAAUGUUUAUGCCUACAUGUUCAUUUGUGACUUCUUUAAUUUCCUUCUACUUAUUUUCGGAUUUUCUGCAUUUGGAACUCAACAAGGUGAUGGCGGAGUAACAGCUUACUUUCAGGAAAAUCGAGUUCCCAUGCCUUUUCUAUUGAUGUUACUGUUACAAUUCGCUCUAAUCGUUAUCGAUAGGGCCCUUUUCCUUCGAAAAUCUAUUGUGGGAAAGUUAAUUUUCCAAUACUGCUUAGUAUUCGGUAUUCAUUUAUGGAUGUUCUUCAUUUUACCGAGCGUAACAGAAAGACAAUUCAACGAUAAACUUCCUCCACAAAUUUGGUACAUGGUGAAAUGCUUCUAUCUUUUAUUAGCGGCUUAUCAAUUGCGACAAGGAUAUCCGACUCGUAUAUUGGGAAAUUUUCUGUGCAAAAAGUACAGCAUUGUGAAUUAUGUUCUAUUCAAAGGGUUUAUGUUGGUUCCGUUCCUCUUUGAACUUCGGGCAGCGAUGGAUUGGAUUUGGACAAAUACGUCCAUGACUAUAAUGGACUGGUUUAAAAUGGAAGAUAUCUUUGCCAGUAUUUAUCAAAUCAAAUGUAUGCGAGGAGUCGAAUCAGAGUACCCUCAACCGCGAGGAGUAAAGAAAAAACAAAUGAGCAAGUACUUGAUAGGCGGAAGUGUACUUUUGCUCAUAAUUGGCUUAAUCUGGUUCCCUCUACUUCUAUUUGCCCUCGGUAGCACCGUCGGCAAGUCGAAUUUGCCCUAUGAUGUGUCCAUAAAAGUACGAAUUGGUCCAUACGAACCUAUCUAUUCCAUGUCGGCGCAAGGCAAUUCUAUCAUCGAAUAUACGGAAGAACAAUAUAAAUAUCUUAGCACAACUUUAUACGCGACGGAGAAAUCGGCUGUUACUUUCUUCGAAAAUUACAUCCAUUCUGAUGUGGCUGCAGUAAGAUUCGGUACUUUCUCAAGAAAACUUUGGGAUAUUUCUCUACCUGAUAAAGAAAGAUUGAUAAGCGAAUUGGCUUCUAAUACUACGGCGGUAACUGUACACGUCGAGUGGGCAGUUUCUCGGAAAACAGAUGCCAAGGAUACUUCUGGAACCACUACGACGGUUCAAGAGGUAAAAUUGCCACCGAUCAUCAACGGUGAGUUCAAUCCUGUAAGGCAAACUUUAGUGGACAUGCUAAGUGAGAAUCCCGGCGCAACAAAUGCGACAAUAAUAUUGCAAAACGCCUUGCCGAAGUUCCUCAAAGUUACCGCUAGAACUACCUAUGUUGUCAGGCAAUUAAUGGAACCGUUACAUUUAUCAAGCGAUGAAUCUAAUGACGAGAGCUAUCUCUACAGAAACUUGAGUGUCCAAUUAUCAACGAACAAGGAUUGUUGUGCUCAUCAACAAUUGUGGGCAAUCCAUGAGAUAUGCACUGGCUCUCCGUUCGCCGACUUUUUGAACAAGAUACCACUGAACGACUGCAAGUAUGUCACGAUGUUCCUGUUCAACGACAAGGCUUUCCCCGAAGGAUUAAGCUUUAUCAGCGGAUUUGGGAUCCUAGGAUUAUAUACCACGGCAGUAAUAGUCAUAAGUCAAAUGAUGCGGAAAGUCGUCAGCGAUAUGGCGCCUAAGAUUAUGUUCGACGAUUUACCCUACGUCGACAGAAUUCUUCGCCUCUGCCUAGAUAUUUACUUGGUCCGUGAGAGUGGCGAUUUAUGCCUCGAAGAAGACUUGUUUGCCAAAUUAAUCUUCCUCUACCGAUCGCCGGAAACAUUAAUCAGGUGGACGAGACCGCCCGAAGAAGGAGAGCGGACAGAUAACGAAGAUCAAGAUGAAGAGGGAGAAGAGAUACCAGAUGAAGGAUUAAGACAAGUAGAACCAUCGUCUCGUCGUGACUGAAACAUGGGAAAUAACAAAAGUUCUUAAAUAAUUAAUGUUUUGUACACGCAUUGUGCGCACCAGAUAUUAUUUAACAUGAAAAACUUGAAAUUGCAUUUCUUCAAGAUAUCUUUUUUUCUGAAUAAAUAAA
Messenger RNA from Vollenhovia emeryi, 7934 nucleotides. RefSeq names its product piezo-type mechanosensitive ion channel component 1 (gene Piezo). NCBI's taxonomy places the organism in Eukaryota, Metazoa, Arthropoda, Insecta, Hymenoptera, Formicidae. The record is from RefSeq and is a predicted model, not a curated record. The transcript has 39 exons. Bases 107 to 7804 code for a protein of 2565 amino acids.